AUGAAUACUGUUCUUAAUACAUUAAAAAAUGUUUGUCGAGCUACAGAAAAAGAUGUUGAAAAGAAAUAUCGUGAUCGAUAUGUUCUUACAGAUAAGCAUGAUUAUGAUCAACAAGAUGGUCAAAAAAUGUCGGGUGCUAGUCAAGGUGCAAGCACUAUGGGAGGCACUGCUGGUGAACUUGAUGGGCAAAGUUUUGGAUUAGGUACAGCUUCCAAGGAUCAACGAGUAAAUAAAGAGGCUUUACUUAAAAUGACACGAAAUAAACGACAAGCAGCAACUAAAACACCAGGAGGACAACAGCAAGCAAAUCCUAAAUCGAAAUCUCCACCUGUUGGAUCGAAACCAACUAGUGUGACUCUUCAACGAAGUAUUACAAAUGACGAUGAACAAUUUCCACGCGUUAAAGAACCAAGUGAUAUAACCGAGACGAAAGAUCAACCACCAAGUACGCCACCUACUCGGACAGUUGCAUUUGAAGAUUUUAAACAAACACGAGGUUUAAAUUUAAAUAAGAUUUAUUUGGAAAAUAAAGAAAUAUUGGCAUCAAAGAAAAAACAAUUUGCUGAUUUAGCUCGAUGUAUAAAUCAAACAAAAGCUGAUAUUGAUAAAACUCGUACUGAUGCUGAACGUAAAAAGAACGAACGAUUAACUAUGGGUAAAAAUAAUUCAUUUAUUUUAUAUGAAAUUUAUUUCAUAUUUCUAGGUGAAUUUUUAAAUGAAAAUGGAGAAACUAUUAUUGAUGAAGAAGAAUAUGAAUUGAUAGCAAAAUUACAAGAACUUAAAGGUACUUAUCGAAAUGAUUAUGAUCAAUGGAAAAAUCUUAAAUCAGAAAUAAACUAUUGUCAAAAUUUGGUUAAUCAGUGUCAAAAUCGACUUCUUCAAGAAUUUGAUAUAUGGUAUAAUGAAUGUUAUUUGAAUGGAAAUAAUACUGGUGAUAUUGAUGAUAUACUAUCAUCAAAUAAAACUAUGAAUGAAUAUCAAAUUUAUGAUGAUGCUGCUGAAAGAUUUGAACGUAUGCAAAAAGAAUUAUUACUUUCAGAUCUUGAUAGUAUGCCAUUUCGACAAGCUCAAAUGAGAACAAAUCGACGUCAUGUUUUCAAUGCAGCUACAACACAAGGACCAUGGAAACAAGCUCCAACAACAACAGUUACAACUAACAGUGGCUUUAAAUUAGGACGAAAUUAUGGACAAGAUUCACAAUCAUUGCCAGCCAUAUCUGUUAGUGCUGGUCGACAAAAGUCAAUGGUUCGAUAA
Rotaria sp. Silwood2 is the source of this 1254-nucleotide messenger RNA. The record is from the annotation of a GenBank genome assembly. Lineage: Eukaryota; Metazoa; Rotifera; Eurotatoria; Philodinida; Philodinidae.